This is a messenger RNA of Bursaphelenchus xylophilus (pine wood nematode), 794 nucleotides long. The record is from the annotation of a GenBank genome assembly. NCBI's taxonomy places the organism in Eukaryota, Metazoa, Nematoda, Chromadorea, Rhabditida, Aphelenchoididae.
AUGGGUAAUGAACAAAGUCACGGUGGUGAGGCUCCAGCCGGCGUCAGCUCCACAUUUUCCUUCCUCUCGAGAAGAAGUUGGUUAAAUUUAGUUGUUUGUAUCUUGUUUAAGGAGGUUCGAUACAUAAGCAUUCACCGAUCGUGGUCGUGAAUUCCAUGGGACAUCCGGUUGGGGAUCCCAAGGACGAUGAAGAUCUAAAGAAACUUAAGGUAGAGUUUGCUUGGAGUUUUGCGGCUAGAGUCGUCAACAAAAACAUACUGGACAAAAAUAUUUUUUGUUGUAGGAGAUCCCUCGCUUUAACCCAUUGCUUCUCGGUGUUCUUCCUGGCCAAAGAGACUCCCCGAGCAUCUUCAAUAAAGUGGAUCCCAAGUAUAUUGCGCGAUUUGUUCACCGGUUACAACAACAUUUCUCUGCAUGUCAUAAAGCCGUCAGUUCCAACCAGACUCAACUUAUAAAUGAGAUCACUAAUGUAAGAAAAAGCUUUUUUUGCGAGUUGAUUUAUAUCUAAAGCAUGCUACACCCGCACAAUUGGAGCUUCUACAUUUUUUUAGGCCGACCAGAAGACGUCCGCCCUCCUUCGGCGAGUCUCACUUUGUUCCAAAAAGUACGAAUCUUUUACAAACGAUCUGAAAAGAGUGGAAUUGUUGGACAAUCAGCUGAAUGAUGUGCAACGACAACUAAAUGACCUUCUCACAGGAAUGCAAUCGUUAAACUUGCUGCUCAAGGAGAGUGAUCGCCUGCCGGAACUGCCGCUUCUCGCCAAUGAUAAGCCAAGUUGGAAUCAGUUGCCCUAA